Messenger RNA from Penicillium alfredii, 2475 nucleotides. Its product is annotated as putative ATP-dependent RNA helicase DBP6. Gene Ontology annotation, cellular component: nucleus. Lineage: Eukaryota; Fungi; Ascomycota; Eurotiomycetes; Eurotiales; Aspergillaceae. The record is from RefSeq and is a predicted model, not a curated record. The transcript has a single exon. The coding region runs from base 1 to 2475 and encodes 824 amino acids. Gene Ontology annotation, molecular function: nucleic acid binding; ATP binding.
AUGGCUGGCAACCGGGUUGGGCUGGAGUCCCCAAAGAGCUCUCAUGCAACCCUCACUUCUGCCAAAGUCCAUAAGCGAAAGACACUUUCCGAUGAUUCCCACGCCUCGACCUCGACGACGACCAAGAAACAUAAGAAGCGCCAAAGUCUCUCGACAGCCCCCGCGGGAGAUGAUGGUAGCAAAAGGAAACGGAAGCGAAGCAAGGAUAUCACUCGAGAUGGUGAUUCCCCGGAAACAACUGGGCAAGAGAGUGCUAUCUCGUCGAACCGCAGCGCAGCGUUUGCUGCAGACUCGGACCACCACAUCCCUGAGACAGGAAAGAAAUCGACGAGCAGCAAGCGGAAGAGCACUGGAAAGGACGACAAGGCAACUCACGAGACUACGCCUGUGACCCAUCGAGAAGAGGAGAUGCCCGACGCACCGGCUGAGGAUCCUAUCGUGGACAAGACCGAGAAAAACAAGUAUUCGGGUAUCCUAUCCAAAUUCCAGCGUACCAAGACAGCAGCAAGUGCGAAAAAGAAAAAGAAGGAUACAGAGCCCGAAAACAGUGAAUCCGAUGAAGGCCCAACUGUUGAACCGGUUAUUGCGCAAGGACUCGAACCGUUGCCGCAACCAGAAAAUCCGCCGGAGCCAGAGGCAGUCCCGACAUAUUCCUCUUUACCAGACUGGUUAGCGCACCCAUUACGAGUAUCGGCGAACGAGAGAUCCAGGUUUUCUGAGCUCGGAAUGAAGGUCGACCUCCUGCGUAUUCUCGAGCAACACAAUUACAAGGAAGCGUUUGCUGUGCAGUCCACUGUCAUCCCACUUCUUUUACAAGGUGGCCGGCACCACCCAGGUGAUCUGUGCAUAUCGGCUGCUACAGGGUCCGGAAAGACACUUUCCUACGUGCUUCCGCUAGUUACGUCUCUGAAGCCGAGAGCUGCCUCCAGACUCCGAGGGCUGAUUGUGGUUCCCACCAGAGAGCUAGUGAAGCAGGCCCGAGAGGCCUGUGAAUUGUGUGCCUCUGGGUCCCGACUCCAUAUCGGGGGUGCGGUUGGCAAUGUGGCCAUCAAAGACGAGCAGACUCUCAUGAUGCGGUUUGACCAAGUCUAUAACCCGGCCAUCGUCGAGCAGCGACAGCGCACAGGCUUGCAAGGGAACGAAUGGAUAGAUUUCAGCCUUGAAGACUGCGUGAGCGAAGCGGUUGAUUCAAACGGCACUCUUCCCGGCUACAUCCAAAGACCCGAGCCCAACGUCGACAUUCUCAUUUGUACUCCGGGAAGACUGGUUGAUCACAUUCGCUAUACAAAAGGCUUCACACUCAAGCACCUUGAGUGGCUUGUCAUCGAUGAAGCCGAUCGUCUAUUGAAUGAAAGCUUCCAAGAAUGGGUGGACGUGGUGAUGGGUUCGUUGAAUGCUCGGCAAGCCCCUGAGACUUUCGGACCCGGCGGGAAAUUUCUUUCUGAACUAGGACUCUCAAUCGAGUCCAAACCACCACGGAAGGUGGUUUUGAGUGCAACCAUGACGCGCGAUAUCUCGAAGCUCAACUCUUUGCGUCUGUCCAACCCCAAAAUGGUCAUCAUCGGUGCCGAAGAUGUGGCGGAUGGCGCAGACCCAUCGGCCGCGUACGCGGAUGCUCAUUUCACCCUGCCGUCGACCUUGCAGGAACACAUGGUUGCUGUCGGGGAUGGAUCUCAGAAACCACUCUACCUGUUGCGUCUCCUCCUUUCCCAUAUCAAAAUUGGCGUGGACACCCCCGCUGCUCCUCGCGCGUCCGCUGCAUCGGACUCGGACAGCUCCAGCUCGGACGAUGACACUAGUGACGACGAUACUAGCUCUGAUGAAUUUUCUGACGAUGACACCUCGUCAUCUGGAUCCGAUUCGGAUUCAGAAUCCUCUGUUGCCGACUCCUCUGACGACUCUAAUAGUUCAAACAAAUCGGAAUCAGACUCGGUUCGACUGGUGCCAGAAACCGGGCCUCCACGCACGACUGUUUUGAUUUUUACCAAGUCCUCCGAGUCCGCGUCGCGACUUUCUCGUCUCAUCUCGAUCCUCCAUCCACCGCUGGCCAAUCGCGUGGGAACGAUCAUCAAAUCGAACAAGUCCUCUACAUCGCGCAAGACCUUGACUGCCUACCGACGGGGCCGCAUCUCCGUGAUUGUCGCCACUGACCGUGCUUCCCGUGGGUUGGACCUACCGUCUUUGACCCACGUCGUCAACUACGAUAUUCCGACGAGUGUUACCACCUACGUGCACCGGGUUGGUCGAACUGCCCGCGCGGGCCGAGAGGGUUCUGCUUGGACACUCGUGGCGCACCGGGAGGGCCGCUGGUUCGCGAAUGAAAUUGCGACGACUGACGGCCGGAUUACGCGUGCGUCGCAUGUUGACCGAGUUCAAGUGAAGUUGGACGCGCUCGGGUCAAUCAAGUCAAAAUACGCGGUUGCCUUGGGUGAACUGGAGCAGGAAGUGAGAUUGGGCAGGGCGCCUACUCGAUGA